CUUGUGCGCCGCACAGGGGACGCGCUGCGAGCUUUCCACACCGCCAUGCGCAGCUCCCCGGCCAACGCCAGGAGCCAGGCCAUGAAGGAGCAGGCCCAGGGAACUGUGCUUAAAGUCCUCACGUCUUUUAAAAGCAGUGAAAUAGAACAAGCAGUGAAUUCGUUAGACAGAAAUGGCGUUGACUUGUUAAUGAAGUACAUUUAUAAAGGAUUUGAAAAGCCAACAGAAAAUAGCAGUGCAAUAUUACUUCAGUGGCAUGAAAAGGCAUUAGCAGUAGGUGGACUAGGUUCCAUAGUAAGAGUUCUUACAGCAAGAAAGACUGUUUAAAAGACUAUUAACUUGAACCAAGACGACGAUCAGUUUUGGACUCAGAAGAAGGAAUUAGCUGACAUGACACUGGUCCAUCUUCAUUAGAGAUUGCAAUCUACUGAAAUACUAUGGAAACCUCCUCUUGGAAUGCUUUUAACCUUAAAGGUGGGGGAAGAGUAAAGGUAUUCCUGCAUAUUCCGACUAUCAAAUCCAGGAGCCAAGACAUUCUCCUGAUCCCUUCUUUAAAAGGCAGAGAGAAGGCACACUCCUGCCUCCUGUUACUGUAAGAGAACAGGUGUCUUCAGAUGCUGCUUUAUCGAAGUGUGUGAAAAAAGAUCCUGUGUGUACUGCUUAUUUAAUAGGUAGCAACGUCCUUGGCAGAUGAAAGAUCCCGACAGCGUACGGGCAGGAGAAGUGGCUAUUAGAACGACGGUUUUGUACAUACA
This is a messenger RNA of Charadrius vociferus (killdeer), 755 nucleotides long. RefSeq names its product actin related protein 2/3 complex, subunit 5-like (gene ARPC5L). Gene Ontology annotation, molecular function: actin filament binding. Gene Ontology annotation, biological process: Arp2/3 complex-mediated actin nucleation; cell migration; regulation of actin filament polymerization. Gene Ontology annotation, cellular component: cytoplasm; actin cytoskeleton; Arp2/3 protein complex. The transcript is spliced from 3 exons. The annotation marks the transcript as partial. The record is from RefSeq and is a predicted model, not a curated record. NCBI's taxonomy places the organism in Eukaryota, Metazoa, Chordata, Aves, Charadriiformes, Charadriidae.